GCUCCACCUCUCUCCAAAGGGUCACCCAGAUGUCACCUCUUUCUUCCUAUCAAGGAAAUGAGCAGACCUAUCAAGACGAAAUUCCUCAGCCUGACCGAGAGAAUGAUUGGUCCCAUAAGGUCAAGAUACAGAGAGGAAAGAGGCCUCCUAGUGCCCCACCUCACUGGAAAACAAACUGGGACCCAGCAUCCAUUCAGCGAGGUGAAGGCGGAGCGACAAGCGCGAUAGGAUCAAUUGCAGCUGCGCGCAGUUGCAUUUCCGUCCCCGCCCUACAGGACCUGCAGCACAACCUGUCAUGGCGGCCGGGCUGUUAGGGUUGUACGCUCGUCGCCUUUUGGCAGCAGCGGCGACGCGUGGGCCCCGGGGUGCCCGCGUUCGCUGGGAAUCCAGCUCCUCCAGGGCUGUGGUCACUCCGACCACUGUGGCCAGAAAGCGGGCGCCAGAACCGGCCGCACAAUGGCAGGAGGACCCAGAACCCGAGGAAGAAAACUUAUAUGAGAAGAACCCAGACUCUCAUGGCUUCGACCAGGACCCUGUCAUAGACAUCUGGAACAUGCGAGUUGUCUUCUUCUUUGGCUUCUCCAUUAUUAUCGUCUUUGGCACUACCUUUGUGGCUUAUAUGCCUGACUACAGGAUGCAGGAGUGGGCCCGUCGAGAAGCUGAGAGGCUUGUGAAAUACCGAGAGGCUAACAGCCUCCCCAUCAUGGAAUCCAACUGCUUCGACCCUAGCAAGAUCCAGCUGCCGGAUGAUGACUGACCAGCGUGGACCUCAAGAAGAGCCGCCUUCCCGGGCUGGGGAUUUAACUCAGUGGUGCCUCGCCUGCCUCAAAAGCGCAAGGUCCUGAGUUCAAUCACUGGUACCGCAAAAAAAAAAAAAAAAAAAAAAAGAGCCACCUUCCCCACUCCCUGCCUGCCAUUCUGCCCACUCCUCAGGGCACAUAAUUAAAGGGACUGAAAAAUC
Messenger RNA from Heterocephalus glaber (naked mole-rat), 961 nucleotides. RefSeq names its product NADH:ubiquinone oxidoreductase subunit B11 (gene Ndufb11). Lineage: Eukaryota; Metazoa; Chordata; Mammalia; Rodentia; Bathyergidae. The record is from RefSeq and is marked provisional. Gene Ontology annotation, cellular component: respiratory chain complex I.